AUGUUCGCAGCAGGCAAGGGUCGAUUGUUUGCAGUCGUCGUCUCAAGCCCACCCAAGUUCCCCACAGCUCCGCCUCUGUCCAUUUCCUACGUAGCAGCGCUCUAUGGUGUACCAGUGAUUGGCGUGAGCACUCGUCAGGCCGUGUUCAGUGACAAGUACGCCCACGCGACCUUCCUGCGCACAGUGCCGCCGUAUUCUCUCGAGUCGCAAGUCUGGGUAGAGCUGAUCUCGGCCUUUGACUGGCACGAAGUCGUCCUCAUUCAUUCCGACAAUAAUCAGGAUGCCAAGGCACUCCUUGCCUACCUGGAACACUCACAGCAGGCCGUCGACUUCAAGAUCUCUCAAACCAUCACGCUGAACACGGACGAAGAAGACGCUGUCAGUCACAAGGAACUCGCAGCUAGACUAGAGGCCAUCAGAUCGGGUCAAACGCGCGCCAUCCUCCUCUUCGUCACACGUCGUUACUCCGAGCACAUCUUUAAAGUCGCCACUCGGCUUGGACUAUUGCGUAGGGAGUGGGCCUGGAUCGUGUCUGAGCAGUGUCUUGGAGCGCAAAACCUUCCUUCGGGGGUGCUCAGCGUUCGCCUAGCGCUGUCUGAUGAGCUGCUGCAUGUCGACGAUGCUGCACGAGUUGCAACCGAAGGCAUCAUUAGCCUAACUCGACGCGACCCGGGCGCCAUGUUCGAACUCGAGUCCAUCAAGAAUUGCAAUCAGGAGAUUGAAAUUGUCGAAAGGCUCCCCCACAACUCCAAUUACUCCUGGCUCGAUUACUCCUCGAAGUUGUAUGAGUCAAUGACCAGCGUAGUUUUCGAGGACGGUGCGACCGGCCACGUCCAAUUUGACAGUCGCGGUGAUCGCGUUGGCUCUCUCUACAAAGUCGUCAAUGUACAGCCUCAGAGCAACUGCCGCGCGAGCCGUUGCGAGCCCAACUUAGUCGUUGUUGGAAAGUAUGGCCUGGUUCAUACCUCAGACAAACAAAAGGCGCCUAGGCUAACGGUGGACACACAACGAAUCUUCUGGCCAGGUGGCUACAGACUAACAAAGGCCGUUGACGUCUGCGUGAAAACCAAACCACGCACCAACGAGUGUCUGGAGAAGGCGGUGAAGUUCCUGCCGCCUCCGAGUUUCAAGAAGAAAACCCACCUGAAGGUACGUUGUUUUUUUUUUCAUUGGGAUGCUCAAACGCACGAACUAGCUGACAUCAGGCAAUUUCCGCAUUACUGUGUUGUCUUGAGGGUGCGACCUUAA
Molecule: messenger RNA, 1248 nt
Organism: Mesocestoides corti
Lineage: Eukaryota; Metazoa; Platyhelminthes; Cestoda; Cyclophyllidea; Mesocestoididae
Source: the annotation of a GenBank genome assembly